UGGGUACUGUUUUUGACAGCAAAAAGGAAGAACUGGGGAAAAAACAAACUAUGAAAGUAUUGGUUAUUGGCCUUGGCGGUGUAACAAAUGGGGGGAAAACAACGCUGGCAGAAAAGCUUAAGAAAAUGCUUCCCAACUGUGAUACAAUCUCUCAAGAUGACUUCUUUAAGCCAGAGACUGAAGUAGAAACGGAUGAGCGUGGAUUUAAGCUGUAUGAUGUACUUGAUGCCCUCUAUAUGGAUGAAAUGGUGAGAAGUAUUCGCAAUCGGAUAAAAAGCCCAGCAAGCUCAGGUGUUGUGACAGAAGAGCUGCAGAAUACAUGUGACAAUCUGAACAAUGUUUAUAUUUUGAUUGUUGAAGGCUUUCUGCUUUACAGUUAUGAGCCACUUAAUGAACUAUGGAAUAGAAGAUAUUUUUUGACCCUGCCUUAUGAAGAGUGCAAAAGGAGAAGGAGCACUAGAGUCUAUGAGCCAGCAGAUACACCAGGGUACUUCGAUGGACACGUGUGGCCUAUGUAUCUGAAAUAUAAAAAUGAAUUGGAAGAGAAUGCAAGCAUCACUUGGAUAGUAGUUUAUUUGGAUGGAACAAAAUCCCAAGAGGAGCUUUUAUCCUAUGUAUAUAGUGAUAUAAUGAAGGAAUUAAAAAAGAUGAGGGAAGAAAAUCAGCAGGUCACAGCAUGA
This is a messenger RNA of Acanthisitta chloris (rifleman), 680 nucleotides long. It is a transcript of the gene NMRK1, whose product is annotated as nicotinamide riboside kinase 1. The coding region runs from base 51 to 680 and encodes 209 amino acids. NCBI's taxonomy places the organism in Eukaryota, Metazoa, Chordata, Aves, Passeriformes, Acanthisittidae. The record is from RefSeq and is a predicted model, not a curated record. Gene Ontology annotation, cellular component: cytoplasm. The transcript has 9 exons.